AUGCAUUGGGGGUGCAAAUGGUUCUUGGAGGAAAAACUGAGGAACUUUAAGCUCUGCAGUUCUGAUGUAAAGUUUGUCAGGAUUCUGGUUGUUGGUGAAGUUGGAGCAGGAAAGUCCAGCUUCAUUAAUGCAGUAAAUAACGCUUUCCAAGAGCAGAUCACCAGUGGGGCUCUUGUUGAUGGAAGAUCUGGAACCAGUUUCACAAAAAUUUACAAAACCCAUCAUAUCAAGGGGAAGGACGGCUCCCGUUUACCUUUUGUGUUCAGUGACGUCAUGGGACUUGACUCUGCCGAUGAACAAGGCGCACAUGUAAAGGACAUCAUCUCAGCCUUAAAGGGGUUUCUUGAGGAAGGAUAUAAAUUUAAUCCUGUUACUCCCGCGUCUGAGAAUGACUACAACUACAGAACAAAUCCCAAAGUUUCUGAUCAAACCUUCUGCCUGCUCAACAUUAUACCUGCAAACAGAGUGUCACUCAUGAACCAAAAGCUUAUUCAAAAGAUGAAAGCGAUCCGUGAGGUGGCUUCAGAGUAUAAUUUGCCUCAAGUUAUCAUCAUGACAAAAGUGGAUGAAGCCUGUCCACUGGUUAAAGAUGACCUAAGAAUGGUCUACACCAGCAAGAAGAUCAAAGAAAAGGUAAUUGUGUAAUUAAAUGGUGUAUAUUAGGAUUGUAACUGAUUACAAUAUUGGGAUUGAACAGAUAUGUUCUCAAUGAAUGUAAAUACUGAUAUGAAUAGAAGGCAGUUCUAUUUAUUGGGCUC
Molecule: messenger RNA, 758 nt
Organism: Ictalurus punctatus (channel catfish)
Lineage: Eukaryota; Metazoa; Chordata; Actinopteri; Siluriformes; Ictaluridae
Product: interferon-induced protein 44-like
Exons: 5
Coding region: 1-645 (214 amino acids)
Source: RefSeq, a predicted model, not a curated record